Geodia barretti is the source of this 762-nucleotide messenger RNA. The record is from the annotation of a GenBank genome assembly. Lineage: Eukaryota; Metazoa; Porifera; Demospongiae; Tetractinellida; Geodiidae.
AUGAUUCAACGCUUGACCGAAGCGGGCGAUCGACUCAUGAAAUCGUUUGAGUACCACGGUUAUUACGCACAUCAACGGGAUGGGUUGGUACAAGAGCCAGCAUUCGCCGACCUCGCGACACAGUCAAAGGCGGUGCCGUUGAUCCUGCAACUGCUCGGUACAAAUAUCCACAUUACGAACACGGCACUUAUUUAUAAACACCCACAGGCUCCUGAGGAGCCUGAUAACCGCAAUUGGCAUCGAGAUGUCGGUGUGCAUUUGGACGUCGGACACGAAGGGUGUCCGCGCGUCGGCUUGAAAAUAGGCUAUUGCUUAACGGAUUUCAGCGUACCGAACUCAGGUGCGACGUGGUUUAUCCGGAAGAGUCAUAAGUUGGGAAAACCGUUGGGCAUUCCCGAAGGUGAUGUCGACCCACUUGUGUAUGACGAACCGCUUCUCCGCGCAGGAGAUGCAUUUCUGUUUGAAAGCCGUAUCUAUCAUGCGGCGGGACUGAACUUCAGAGACAAUAUCUCUAAGGUCGCCAUCUAUGGGUACCAUUACCGCUGGAUUAAGCCGGAUUAUUAUCUGCGCUAUUACAAUGAUAGUCUGCAACCGAAUGAAACACUGGUGGAAAAUCUGGACGAUCUCGGUAGGCAGUUUCUCGGGGCAUCCACGGAUACACAGGGCAGGCGCGAUCCGAACGGCGUACACUGGGCUGGUACAGAAUGGGCAGCAGCGCACAACCUGAACUUGGAACAAGCCCCACAGGUCGUAACAAUUUAA